AAUUACCUAACGGAAUAAAUUCAGCGAAGAAGAGAAAAUAUUUUUUUCCACUGGCGACGGCGACGCUCUGCAUUUUUUCGGCUCGGGAAAGUCUCGCUCUCUUUCCUCACGCAGCUAAUCAUCUUAAAACAUUUUCAACCGAGUUUUUAUAUCACUGUGUUAAUUUGAGCUAGUUAAAAAUAAAAAAUAAAAAGCUCGUAAUUGUGCUUGAGAACCUCGCUUGGCUGAGCUACUCGGCUAACGACGGUGGUCUCUUGCAAUGCCUCGGACGCAGGCUCGAGAUCCUGCUCUCUCACAGGUUGAAGAUGCACAGCAACAGACGUGUACAAGUGGAGAAACGUCAAACUCUGAGGGACAAGGAAACCCCACGGAUGAGCAGAACGAACUUCUCGACGAGGAGUUUGGAUCUGACGAGUCCGGAUACUGCUUGAAGGAAGAGAACCUGGAGGAGCUAAACAGCGACGAUCAGGGAAACGAUCUCGACAGACUGAAUAUCAUCUGCAUCAAGGAGGAAGAUCCUGAAGAUGACGACUACCUGUACUGCGAGGUUUGCAAGUGCUUUUUCGUCAACAAGUGCGAGGUUCACGGUCCUGCUCUUUUCAUUCCUGACGCUCCUGUCCCCAUGGGGGUCGCUGACCGUGCCAGACGAACCCUUCCUCCUGGUCUAGAGAUUCAGAAGUCUGAUGUUCCUGAUGCAGGUCUGGGAGUGUUUAAUAAGGGAGAGACUGUUCCAGUCGGCGCACAUUUCGGUCCCUACCAGGGGGAUCCGGUAGACAGAGAGGAAGCAAUGAACAGUGGUUAUUCAUGGGUGCUAUACAAGGACAGGCAGCGUGAGGAAUACAUAGAUGCUACGAAUGAGGUCCAUGCUAAUUGGAUGAGGUAUGUGAAUUGUGCUUGUGCGGACGAAGAUCAGAAUCUCAUGGCAUUUCAGUAUCAAGGAGGAAUUUUCUAUCGUUGCUGUCGACCCAUCAAACCAGGACAGGAGCUACUAGUGGGCUACCAAGAGGAAUACGUCAAAGAUCUCAGUCCUGCGUUCGAAUACCUCUGGAACAAAAAGUGUUCCGCAAAUGAGGUGAAUGGCAUCCUGUCGCACCCCUUCUCCUGCUCCUUGUGUGCACUUUCCUAUACAGCUUUAUUUCACUUCCACAAACACAUCAAGAGAUGCCACUAUGAUGAGUAUGGGAGACUGAUGAAUUCAGGGGCAUUUGCAUAUGAGAUAUUAAAUCUGAUGCCUACCAACAGCUCCAGUAGUCAUCAAGUUGGAGCUGACUCCUCCAGUACUUUGUGCAUUACAGCCUCUAACAGUAAAAUGCAAAUUGAAACUUACCACUGCUCAGAAUGCGGAGAGAGUUUUAUUCAUCAAAGUGAUCUUAAAAUACACCAGCUCAUUCACGCAGGAAAGAAGAUAAAGUUGUAUCAGUGCUCAUACUGCGGGAAGAGUUUUACUCAAGCAAGUUAUCUGAGACGACACCAGCGUAUGCACACAGGAGAGAGGCCGUAUCACUGCUCACACUGUGGGAAGAGUUUUGCUCAACAGGGUAAUUUCCGAACACACCUUCGCAUUCACACAGGAGAGAAGCCGUAUCAGUGCUCACAGUGUGGUAGGGGUUUUACCCGCCAAAACGCUCUCCAGCUCCACCAGCGCAUUCACACUGGAGAGAGACCGUAUCAGUGCUCAGAGUGUGGAAAAACUUUCAUUCAAAAGAUUAAUCUCCAAAUACACCAGCGCAUUCACACCGGAGAGAAGCCGUAUCACUGCUCAGAGUGUGGAAGGGGUUUUACUCACCCAACGUCUCUCCAGGACCACCAGCGCAUUCACACAGGAGAGAAGCCAUAUCAGUGUUCACAGUGUGGGAAGAGGUUUUCACAACAAAGUACUCUCCACAUACACCAGCACGUUCACACACGAGAUAAGCCGUAUAAAUGUACACAAUGUAAGAAGAGUUUCACUCACCAGAGUCUUCUCCAACAACAUCUCAGCUUUCACACAGGGGAAAAGCUGUAUCACUGCUCACAGUGUGGCAAGAGUUUUGCUUACCAGCGUACUUUCCGACGACACCAGCGUGUUCACACCGGACAGAAGCCGUAUUGCUGCUCACAGUGUGGGAAGAGUUUUACUGAAAUGGGAAAUUUUCAAAAACACCAGCGCAUUCACACUGGAGAAAAGCCGUAUCAGUGCUCAGAGUGCGGAAAGAGGUUUGCUCAGCUGGGAGGUUUCCAAAGACAUCAGCGCAUUCACACAGGAGAGAAGCCAUAUAAAUGCUCAGAAUGUGGGAUGAGUUUUGCUUAUCAGAGUACCUUGCAACGACAUCAGAGCGUUCACACAGGAGAGAAGCUGUAUUCCUGUUCGCAGUGCGGGAAGAGUUUUAAUUAUCUAGAAGGUUUUCAGAUUCAUCAGCGCAUUCACACAGGAGAGAAGCCGUAUCACUGCCCGCAGUGUGGGAAGAGUUUUACUUGCAAGUCUAACCUCCGUCAACACCAGCGCAUUCACACAGGAGAGAAGCCCUAUCAAUGCUCACAGUGUGGAAAAAGUUUUACUUGCAGGUCUAACCUCCGACAACACCAGCGCAUUCACACAAAAGGGGAAAGCCACACACAAAAUGCAACAACUUAGUAUAUUACAGAAAAAAAAAAAGAAUCCUGAUUACUGAUUUCAGAUGACCUUGCUCCAUAGUCAGGUAGCAUGGUGCCAUACCAUGUAGUGUUGGUGCCUCAGCUUCAGGGUCAGAGUAAUGUAGAGUUUCAUGUGUUCUCUCUGUCCUCCCACCUAGACAUGCCAGUAGAUACUCUAAAUUGCCCUAGAUGUGAAUAUGUAAGAGCAUGUGAUGCCCUGUGUUGGAUUGGUGUCACAUUUAUGGUGUAUUUCCAUCUUGAACCAUGUGACUAGGCCCCUGUUCCGGAUAAAGCUGUUAAUGACGAAUAAGAUGAAACGAAAAUGUUUUGCAUGUUAUGUAGCAAAUGUUAUUGUAUUCUUGUUGAACGCAUGAACUGAAUGGUAUAUUGCAUUCAUCUGUUAUUUGUUUUGAAACUAAAAUAGUGGCUUAAAUUGUGUGCUGUGAUAAAACCUAUACAGAACAUUUUGAAUCGAAAAUCAUGUUUCAUGAAAUGGUAGUUCUACCUUUAAACCAUUUUUGUCUUUUGUCCCUUUAUUUUAAUACUAAUAUGAACAGCAUUAUAUAUAUAAUGUAUAUUAUUUAAAUAAAAAAAGGCACCAGAAUCUAGAGUCAGCCUUAACUUGGAACGUAACACACAUCAGUAUUUCUUUUCCAUUUUUUUCCCACUAAAAUUGUAUUUCUAUAGUACUAUCAGCAUUAGACACUGGGCAUGGGAAUAGAAGCUCUGGGAUGCAGCAGUUUUAGUAGGUACGUUUCCAUGGGGUUCAGGUACAAUUUUACAAUUGGAUCAGCUGGUACAGUCUAGAGAGUCAGAGGAACCACAGCAGGAAAAAUUGUCAGGAUAUGGUAUUAAAUUGGGCAGCCAGAGUGCAAACACAACUAAGCAUGAGGUCGACUUCACAACUGUACAUUGUCAUCCUGCCAACCCACCAUCAACCAGCCCAAGUGUGUGAGAGGGAAGCCAGUAGCAUCAAACAGGAGCCAUCUGUGUGCUGGAACAAUGAUACCAUUGCAUAGGUUUGGGGACAGGAACCAGUGCUAAGGUUUCACAGCUUUAAACCACGUCUGUCAUCCAACAUACACCAUAAAGGGAAUCUGUUUUUCAGGACUAUAUUGACUAAAUUCCCUUUGCUUUAAAACUUCUUAAUAGCAUUUUAAACACCCUCUUACCAGUCCCUGCCCUUGAGAAGUUUGCUUUGUGAGAAUGAGUGAGGUGGGGUGGGGAAGUUCAAAUGCUUCUCCAAAAGGUAGUCAGCCUUGUAGGCCUUGUAUGUCCCUUGUAGGCCUUGAAAGACAAAACCGAGUGUGCUUUCUUGAAGGCUCUACAUGAGUGGUCCUGUUUUCUUAAUGAUUAGGACCCGGCACCCUUCUACCAACAAGAUAUCAUCUGUAGGAUUUAUUUGCACACAACAGGCAGGUCAGAUGCACUGUUCCAACAUGAGCAGCGGCAUAUACAACAUAACUGCAAUCUACAUGUUUUGCAGAAUUAUAUUUUUUUAUCUGAGUGUGGGUUUACACACUUGGACUCACAUAUGGAGCAUACCUGGCUACAGCACUUCAUCUGCUGAGACAGUCAGUGAUGCACGACAAGCGUUUGUAGCAGGCAUGUGACACAGUGUCACAUGGCUGAACUAGGACCUGCCUGAAUCUCAAACGAAAGCUGUCAAGUACUUGGACUGUGGCAAAGCACACCCUGCUGUCACAGGAAAGCUUGCUGCUUUCACAGAUAGCUUAGAGUUUGACAUUGGUGCAUGUGAGCUGGCAGGGGCAGAACUAGACCCCUCCUCAGACACUGCUGAAAGGUCAUUAUCAGCCUGCAAGAACUUCCUCAAUCAGCAGUAAAUGUCUGUCCACAUCAUCUGAAUGCAAAAGUGCAGCUCAUGUGCUUUCGUAAUUUCUAGGUUUGGUCUACUGGAAGUGGAAAAGGCAGAAACCUGUUGAAGGUCAAUUGUUACGAGAGCUCUCAGGCUUAAAUUGUAUGCUGGAGGUUUCUUGAAUUCCAAAUAUCCAGCACCAGACGCAGUAUUUGUGUCAUCACUGAAGGUGCUGAGUGCUAAGCUAUUAAGUGCUAUGCUUGACUAGAUCAAGAGCCCCUCAGUCUCUGGGUCUGUGUGGCCAACAUACUUCUUUCUCAUCCAUUUCCAGUUAUCACUGUGGUUUGGGUGCCUCCUAAAAGCAGGGGUUUUAGGCACUGCAGUUUUCUGUCAGUGCCACAGCCUGUCUAUGAUUACAUGAUUUUGUGUAUCAUCCUGCUAGGGUGGUUUGAGGGCCUUUACAGUAUUUAAAUAUGACCCUCUUACAGAAGUAAGUCAUAAAAUUCCUUUAUCCUGUUGUCUAUUGUGUAAAGAAACUGCCAGAUUAAGUUAUUAAAAAUGUGAUCCCUUCACAUUCUCAACAAUAAGACAUGCAGUCCACAAGAGUAUGAAAGGAGAGAUGAAAUGCAGGAUGAAUACUAAUGUACUAUAAGACUUCAUUCUGUGGUCAAAAAGCACUCACAAGCCCUCAGUGGAUAAAGUUCAGCUGUGUUUGUGUCCCAUGACCUACAAUGAACAGUAUUAUGCUUUGGGCCAGCAAAAUCUAUCUAGACUUUUAGCUGAGAAUAAGUAUAAGUAAUUAGUAUAGUGCCACAUAGCUCUUUUAUGUAGCUGCAUCAUUUGGGUAAUGACUGUGAAUAAGAAUAACUUUUCUCUGUUAUUUUAAUAAAUAAAAGUGUGUAUGAAUGUAUUCACUGUGCAUUAAAGCUAAAUGAUUGGCUUUAUAUUGUAAAUCAGCUUCCGAUGAGUGCUAUCUGGGUAUGAAAGAGAAUUGAAAAAACAUGGGGAGAUAUCACAAUGAUUGCGCUUUAACUGGCAGAUUGGUGAGAAGCCUUUUUUAAUUUUUAUAAAUAAUCUCAAUCUUUCAAGCUUUUUUUUUUGUUGUUGUUUAAAAUGAAUAACCAAUAAUGAUUAAAAAGAGUUCUAAUUCACACAUCAUUUAUACAUUAAGCUUAUAUAAUAUUGCUAAUUAUUGAGAAAUAAUACAAUGCACAUGUAAUGCAAAAGAAAUCUGCCCAGACAGUGAGUUAAUACAUACACCAGAGACCAUGGACCAUGAUUAUGUGCAUGUUUUGUUAGUAAAACAAUAGCAAGGUAUGGUGGGAAACAUUCAGCUAAGACACAUGACUGAUUAGUCAUUUUCUAAAACAUGCUUUUUAUCAUAUCUCUCUUCUUAAUGCUUUCAUUUUAAACAAAAUGCUUUAAACUUGGGGGAAACAAUUAAUAUUUAAUAUUUCAUACUUUCUUCAGUCACUUCCAGCCCCACCCAAGAACACAAUUAUCCUUGAAAAAUGUAUUUCUAGAUAAGCAGAUGUAGUAUAUUAAGUGUUUUCAAUAUUCUAAGGAUUACUGCUUGUGCAAAGCAUAUGAAUAAAUUAAUCUAGGCUCCUCAACAGCUAAUAAGUUCAAUUACUUUCGAGAGCCUCAGCGAGGUGUGUAGCUCUGUCUCUCCUUCAUUUCUUCAAGCAGCUGUGGCAUUAAUCUGGAGGAGGCACAAGAAUACACAUGAAAAUAAUUGACUACUGUUUGUAUUAGAAUGUCAGAACCGAAUCGAGUGUAGCAAGCGCAGUUUGUUCUCGCAAAUGAAAACAACUAACAUGCCCUGAAGCAGGAAACAAUUGUGAGACGUCGAAGUCAACAUCCGAAAGGGAUUCCACCCACCUGAUAAAUAUAUGCUUUUAAUUAUUAAUCUUCAAUCUCCUACUCACUAAAUAUAGCAAAAAAAAAAAAAAAAAUCAUUGUGUUUUGAUACUUAUAUAUAGUGCUAUUAUUUAUUUCAAGGUCAUUUUACAAAGCAAACAACUACAGAAAAGUCUGCAUUAUACAUGCUGUUUCAUGUUUAGUCCUCUGGGUGACAGUGUCGUCUCAAACCAGAGCUUGAAAUGCCAAAUUCAGUCCUGACUCAAAUCAGUGUCUUAGUAAUAGUAUUUUUUACCUAAAAGUGCAAAAAAUUAAAAAUGGAUUAUUACUUCUAAGAACUCGCAGCACCUUAGUAUAAUGCGUAGUGACACCAAUUAUGUACUGAGAAAUAAAGUAGUUUGAGCUAAGAUUAUUAUUUUACUACCUGUGAUGUCAUUCUGUCUAUUUUUAUAGAUAACAGUGUGUCAGAAACGCACA
Molecule: messenger RNA, 6766 nt
Organism: Hemibagrus wyckioides
Lineage: Eukaryota; Metazoa; Chordata; Actinopteri; Siluriformes; Bagridae
Product: zinc finger protein 345-like
Exons: 8
Coding region: 260-2614 (784 amino acids)
Biological process (GO): cellular developmental process; central nervous system development; regulation of transcription by RNA polymerase II
Cellular component (GO): nucleus
Molecular function (GO): protein binding; DNA-binding transcription repressor activity, RNA polymerase II-specific; RNA polymerase II cis-regulatory region sequence-specific DNA binding
Source: RefSeq, a predicted model, not a curated record